AUGGAAGUAGGCGUUCAAUUGGUGGGAAUACUCCUCCGUGUGCUGAACUUCCUCCUAGCGCCACUGUUCUGGCUCCGGGCUCGUGACAACAGACGACUACCACCUACAACCAACCCCAUACUACUGAAGAGUGCUUCUGAAUUGGCAUCUGCCAUUAGGAAUGGAGAGAUAACAAGCGAAGAAUUAGUAACAAUCUAUAUAAACCGUGUGAAAGAAGUGAAUCCAUUCCUCAACGCAGUAGUAGAAGAAAGGUAUGGAGCGGCAAUUGAUGACGCUAAAGCAAUUGAUAGACUGAUUGAAGAUGCUAAGAAAGAUGGGUCCUUCGAACAGCUCAUAGAAGACAAACCAUUAUUGGGAGUGCCGUUUACGGUUAAGGAGAGCUGUUCUCUGGCUGGUAUGUCAAACUCGGUAGGUUGUCUAGAAAACGCAGGACGUCGCGCAACCACGGACGGGGGUGUCGUCAGCCUCGUGAAGAAGGCGGGGGCCAUCCCGCUGUUAGUGUCGAACACACCAGAACUGUGCUUGGGAUGGGAGACCACGAACUUGUUGAGGGGGACGACUAACAAUCCUUACUGUUUGAACAGGACGCCGGGAGGUUCAUCCGGUGGUGAGGGCGCUCUGUUAGCCUGUGGCGCGUCUCCAUUCAGCGUAGCGUCCGACAUCGCGGGCUCCAUACGACUUCCCGCCGCCUUCUGUGGCGUGUUCGGACAUAAACCAACGCCUGGUAUAAUAUCAAUAGAAGGCCACAUACCGACGCUGAGUGACGAGAGUUUCCCCAAGUUCCUGACGGUGGGGCCCAUGACGCGGCGGGCGGACGACCUGCCGCUCUUGAUGGACAUCAUGGCAGGAGACAACAAGAGCUUGUUGAGGCUGGACCAACCCGUCGACAUGAAGAAAGUCAAGGUGCUGUACAUGCACGAAGCUACGGAUUCAAUAGCUUUAUUAAGAGUGGACAAAUGCAUAAACGAUGCGAUAAAAAGUGCUGUCAAAUAUCUCGAGAAAGAAUGUGGAUGUACUGUCAGUGAGGAAAAAUUCAAGGAUUUAGAAGACUCUGUGGAAAUAUCGAUAUCAGUAUUUUUCUCAAUGAAAGACAUACCGAAUUUGUUGCAAGAUCCCGCCAACCCAAAACGUGAUAAAAGUUUAAUUGUAGAACUAAUAAAAUACGCGUUCGGUGGAGGGUCGAGAUCACUCCAGGGGCUCAGCUUCUCUCUCAUCAACACCACCCACCUGUUCAUACCGGAGUCACGCCAAGGAUAUUACAAUGGAAAAGCUAAUAAAUUAAGGGAACAAAUGCAGCGAGUGCUGGGCGAGAACGGCGUGCUGAUCUACCCGGUGUUCGUGGAGCAGGCGCACCAGCACCAGUCCGUGUUCCUGAAGGCGUCGGGCGUCAUGUACACCAUGGUCUUCAACAUCCUCGGCAUGCCCGCCACCGCCGUACCGCUGGGCUUGUUCCGCGGCCUGCCCGUCGGGCUACAGGUUAUUGCCGCCCCGAAUCAAGAUCGGUUAUGUCUCGCCGUGGCUAAACAACUGGAAGUGGGCUUCGGAGGCUGGAAACCUCCACAAUAG
Molecule: messenger RNA, 1566 nt
Organism: Arctia plantaginis
Lineage: Eukaryota; Metazoa; Arthropoda; Insecta; Lepidoptera; Erebidae
Source: the annotation of a GenBank genome assembly